AUGGUUUCAUCAGGAAUCCUGGAGUUUAUCAGCCUGGCUGUGGGGCUGAUCAGCAUCCGGGGAGUGGACUCUGGCCUGUACCUAGGAAUGAAUGAGCGAGGAGAGCUAUAUGGGUCGAAGAAACUCACACGUGAAUGUGUUUUCCGGGAACAGUUUGAAGAAAACUGGUACAACACCUAUGCCUCCACCUUGUACAAACACUCAGACUCGGAGAGACAGUAUUAUGUGGCCCUGAAUAAAGACGGCUCACCCCGGGAGGGAUACAGGACUAAGCGACACCAGAAAUUCACUCACUUUUUACCCAGGCCAGUGGAUCCUUCUAAGUUGCCUUCCAUGUCCAGAGACCUCUUCCGCUAUAGGUAAUGGACCCUUCACAGUGUGACCUCUGUGACCCAUGUACUCUGGGGCCACAGUUGUCUCUGC
Galeopterus variegatus (Sunda flying lemur) is the source of this 423-nucleotide messenger RNA. It is a transcript of the gene FGF16, whose product is annotated as fibroblast growth factor 16. NCBI's taxonomy places the organism in Eukaryota, Metazoa, Chordata, Mammalia, Dermoptera, Cynocephalidae. The record is from RefSeq and is a predicted model, not a curated record. Gene Ontology annotation, molecular function: growth factor activity; fibroblast growth factor receptor binding. Gene Ontology annotation, cellular component: cytoplasm. The transcript has 3 exons. Bases 1 to 363 code for a protein of 120 amino acids. Gene Ontology annotation, biological process: animal organ morphogenesis; positive regulation of protein phosphorylation; positive regulation of gene expression.